AUGACAGAGCUGAACCUUUCUCCUGCUUGUUUUACAAAGUACAACGAGCAGACCCAAAGCAAUCUAUUCUCAAUCCUCCCCCCAGAGAUUCGCUAUGUGAUCUUCGCCUACUCUUUGACAAGCGCCCCAGAUACCACGCAACUACCUGGGCAAUAUGGAUACUGCACCCGACCAGGGUAUGAGACCCGCCAUCGGACUUACACAGAAUUGCUCCGAACUUGCAAGAAGGUUUAUAUGGAGGCAUGGUUUAUGCCUUUCAUCUGUUCGGAGCAUGCAUUCUGGAUGGCCGUCCAGGAUCGCACUCCUGGGCGAAUGAUUACGGUCAAGGAAAUGCAAACAGGCCUAGAUUUGAUUUAUGAUCGACAUGGCGAAGUGCGGGGCGGCCAUAUUCGAGUGUUUCCUCAGCUAUGGAAGCUCGAGAGCACCAGAGACUUCGAUGGAAUCUUUCAGAUGCGUCAUUUUUAUCCCCAGUCCGUCACGAUCACUGUCCGAUACACCGACACCUGGAUGUGGGAAGAAAACGAGGAGUUGCACAUCGAAGGAGCCUGGGGGAAACGACUCGUACUGCCCUCUAGCGUCACCAGGUUUUAUAUCGAUAUUGAAAGCAUCGAGCGACGCAAAGAUGAAGUGAACUACAUUGCGGGCGAAAUGGCCGACAAAUGGCGAUUCCAACGAGCUGACGGCACCAACAUGCUCGCAGCCAAGGCUGAUACUUCGGUUUCUAGAUGGACAGGAAGUUCCAUGCUUGGCAAACGGCGCUGGGUACGUGAUGAGGUGGCGCCAGGUCAGCUUCAGUACUAUUUUGCGACUGUGACCUGGCGGCCCUCGCAAGAGCGCUUGGAUGAUCAGGAACGUUUGAAUCCCCCUCUCCGAGUCAACUGGAGCCGCCCAUUACCUCGGGAUUUUGGUUUCAAAUAUAUCAAUGAAUCAUACUUGGAGAAAGCAGGGAUACCCAUGACAGUUCCUACUGAGGAAGUGGUUGCUAAAUACAUCGCUGAUGGGUAUGGAGUUAAUCGCAUUAGAAGGAGUGAACUGGAUCCACAUGGGUUUGAGGAUGACUCCGAUGAGGAGUCCGAUGAGGACUUCGACGAGGACUCCGACGAGGAUUCUUAA
Messenger RNA from Penicillium vulpinum, 1113 nucleotides. RefSeq lists its product as uncharacterized. The transcript has a single exon. Lineage: Eukaryota; Fungi; Ascomycota; Eurotiomycetes; Eurotiales; Aspergillaceae. Bases 1 to 1113 code for a protein of 370 amino acids. The record is from RefSeq and is a predicted model, not a curated record.